Molecule: messenger RNA, 3503 nt
Organism: Oncorhynchus kisutch (coho salmon)
Lineage: Eukaryota; Metazoa; Chordata; Actinopteri; Salmoniformes; Salmonidae
Product: netrin-G1-like
Exons: 7
Coding region: 1148-2515 (455 amino acids)
Biological process (GO): tissue development; axonogenesis; animal organ morphogenesis
Source: RefSeq, a predicted model, not a curated record
CCCUUUUAUUGCCUGUAGUACAUAGCGAGAGAGAGGGGGGGGUAGAUUCAGAUAUCCGCUCACCGGAAUCAAACGUAUUGACUGUGGAUCUAAGAAAUGAUACAAUUAAAAAGGGGGAUUUCAUGAAAGACAACGGAGCGUUCCCCAAAAGUUUUUCCUAGUGGAAUUGUUUGUGUCCUGCAGACACGGUUCUAAUACCGAUAAUGGAAUGGCACAUGGCGGAAUGAUGACCAGCUGGACAUAGCCCAGUGUCAAAAUACUCACAUUUUUUCUGUGGUUGUGCUGAUCUAAGACCCACUAACAGCGAUCAGACCAUUUGUAUUUAAAUGGGAGAAAAUCUCAUGUGAUCCCGUUUCUCUUCGCCAAAGAGAUGUUGCACUUGCACAGCGAUUCUAGGAAGAUUUACGUGUGCGCGGGGGGACCAUUCAAUCGCUGCCUCAAGCUCCAUUCAGCUUGUUUUCAAUCUUUGGUCAUCAAUAUUUAGCAUCCCGUUUAUGCCAAACUCGUCACAGUAAGAUUAACACGCGCAUUUUAAAGGAGUUCCCGAGGUCAGUGUUGAACUUGUUGAACGCUCACAAAGACUGGACUGUGCACGGUGAAUUGAGGGCAAACCUACACAUAGCCUGGGUGGCGUUGCCGGGCCGGAACAGAAACAUGAUUGACAGCAAACAAAACUGAGCGGCCUGUCACUCAUCUCUCCAUCAGCGUGUCAAAAGGCUGCCUCCUCCAGGGGCUGUCACCUCUCUCCUCCUCCACACCUACUUCUCCUCCCUCCAUCCUCUUCUCUGCUGGAAGGGCCAGUAACCCCGUACCUCAGCGUGCCGUGAUUCCCCCGUUACAACACCGGCCGGAGAGAUAGAGGGCAGAGACCAGGACAGGAGUUGGGAGAGGACUCCAGAACAAAACAAGUGUUGCCCCCCUCCUCUCCACCUUGCCCUCCUCCUCAUCAAGCUGUUAACAGCAGGCUGGCAUGCUGCCACAGUUCCUUGGCUCCUCUCUCCGUAAAGGUUGGAUUAUUUCAUAAACUCCAAAGCCCUUUUCCUCUGUCUCUCUGUCUCUGUUUCGGGAGAGAGGAAGGACAGUGAUUCCUCAUUGAGAAAGAAACAGCCCUUUUCUAGAGACCUAGCGUGUCUGAGAGGAAGCAGCCAUGCGUUUCCCUCUGGUGUUGACACUGCAGGCGCUGUGGGCCAGUGUGUGCCAGACCAUGCAGCACUACCCUGCUGCCUGGGGACACUACGACGUGUGUAAAUCUCAGGUGUACACGGAUGAAGGACUCACCUGGGAUUACAUGGCCUGCCAACCUGAGGCCAUGGACAUGACCAAGUACCUGAAGGUUACGGUGGAUCCACCCAACAUCACCUGUGGAGACCCGCCUGAGACAUACUGCGCCCUGGAGAAUCCUUACAUGUGUAACAACGAAUGUGACGCCCAAAACGAGGAUCUGGCCCACCCUCCGGAGCUCAUGUUCGAUUUUGAAGGUCGGAACCCCACAACCUUCUGGCAGUCCAGUUCCUGGAAGAAAUACCCCAGGGCCCUCCUGGUCAACAUCACACUGUCCUGGAAAAAAACCAUCGAGCUGACCGACGACAUCGUGGUCACCUUCGAGUCCGGACGCCCUGAACAGAUGGUUCUGGAGAAGUCUCUGGACUACGGUAAGACCUGGCAACCCUACCAGUUCUACGCCACAGACUGUCUUGACGCCUUCACCAUGGAGCACAAGACUGUCCAGGACCUGACCCAGCACACACUUCUAGACAUCAUCUGUACAGAGGAAUACUCCAGGGGCUACGUGUGGAAGAACGCUAAAACCGUCCGCUUCGAGAUCAAGGACCGUUUCGCACUGUUCGCCGGGCCACACCUCCACAACAUGGCAUCCCUCUACGGUCAGUUAGACACUACCAAGAACCUGAGGGACUUCUUCACCAUUACAGACCUGAGGGUCCGGCUCCUCCGACCGGCCACCGGGGCCACCAUGGUGGACGAGAACAACCUGUCCAGAUACUUCUACGCCAUCUCUGAUAUCAAGGUGCAGGGCAGGUGCAAGUGUAACCUUCACGCCAACAGUUGCGUGUUUGACAAGGAGAAGCUAAAUUGUGAGUGUGAGCACAACACCACGGGACCGGACUGUGGCCGCUGUAAGAGGAACUACCAGGGACGGACGUGGAGCGCAGGAUCCUAUCUUCCAAUCCCCAAGGGCACGGCAAAUACCUGCAUCCCCAGUAACAUUGGUCCAGUUAUUCGGCCGAAUGUCUCAUCCCUAGGUGUUGCUAACCGAAACCAAGCCCGAGUGUGUGACAACGAGCUCCUGCGCUGUCAGAACGGUGGUGUGUGUCUGAACAACCUGCGGUGCCAGUGUACCCCGGCCUACACGGGCCUGCUGUGUGAGAAGCCCCGCUGUGAGUCGGAGCUGGGGAGCUGUGGUGGAACCAAUUCGGGUCAAGCCGCCCUCUCGCCUACAUCGCUCCCCACCCUGCUGCUGCUGGGCUGGAUGCUGCUCAGAGGGGCCUCCUACUGACCCUGGCCUACUCUGCUCUGAGAACCAUAGACCUACUGUCUAUUCUGAACUGGUGGAGAGUACUGCCCAAUAAUCAACUACAACAACAACCAGAACUACAACUGACACCAGAACUACAACACCAAUGAGUUUAUUCUACUGUACUGUAAUGUACUGUACGAGCUGUCCACCAGACACAGCAAGGACACACACUGUCUGUAAGGAAAUGUGCCAGAUAAAGCACAUAUAAAAAGUAAGUAAAUACCAGAUAUUUAAAAUUAUUAUAUUUAAAAAAAGAGUUUAACUUGAGCAUUUGCUUCAUAAAAAGUCAAACCAGUCCGCCAAACAGAGACCAGUGACCUAAGCCAUACCAGAGACUUUUCCCCCUUACUGUCAAAAGGUGGGACUGGGGAUGACAGACACUUUACUCACUUCCUCUCUUAUCGCCACGGCAACAGCAGCUGUGAACCAAUCAGCGGUAGCAAGCUCUAGAUAGCAAGGCCAGCAGCUGCUAGCUGCCCCUGUUCCCAGGGGUUUGAUGCUGGCUGCACUGAACUGCUUCUGGGCUGAACUGACUGACUAACUGACUGGCUAACUGACUGGCUGACUACAUAAAACUGUCCCUACCCAUGCUGAUUUGAAAAAUAAAUAAAUAAAAAAAGAGAGAAAUCGAGCCGGAGGAAAAAUAAUCAAAUAAAAAAGGAAAUGUAAGCAUUCUUUGCUGUCAGUAUAUUGUGGAUAUAAGGUAAUCCAUCCAGACUGCCACAAAUCUUACCCAAGUCUAUCUCUCUCUCUCCUUUUCUAAUUCUGUCCCUCUCUCUGUCUCUCUCUCUCUAUUUAUCUUUCUGUCCUCCUGUUCCUACUUCUCUAUCUCCCUAUAUUUCAUGGCUGUCCCCCUCCCUCCCUCCAGCCCUAUCCAGCCCCUCGCUCCUACCCAGCCCCUCCUUCCAGUCCUACCCAGCCACUCCCUCAAGUCCUAUCCACCCCCUCCAUCCAGUCCUACCCAGCC